GCGUUUUCAAGCCCAGGAAGAAAAAAAAUAAUGAUGACAUAAGCAAGAAUAAAGCGCAUAGCGUAACAGUAAAAGUUACGGGAAGCUUGACACCAAUCUGGAAGGAGGAAGCUGCUUGAAAUAAAACUACAAAAAUCUGUUACCAAUCGCUUAUCAUAUUCGGUUUGUGGCUUUUGCAUCAUCAGUAAAACAACAAAUAUGAGCGAAGAGUCUAGUUUGUAUGGAAAGGCAACAGAUCUCUUGCAUCAGCUGGAGGAUAUCCUUGAAUCUGAUGCUCUAAUUGAUGAGCUAGGGUUUAUUCAUCCAUCCCAAUUUUCCUUGUUAAAUGAAGAAUCUGGCAUUUCGGGUAAUUUAUCUGAUGAAACCAUCCAUCAAUCAGCAGACAGGAUAGCAAGUUCUAAUGAAUAUUCCAAACAAGAGAAACGAUACUUCUGGAACAGAGAUCAUAAAUUGGGAAUUUCAACUGACGUUCUUCUACUAUUAUAUAAAGCUGCUAAACAUUCAUUUAUGACGGCAUUUAAACAAUACAAGAUGUGUGGCAAUCAAUCUGACAAAGUUGGACGUUGUUUACCUGCUUCAGUAUCCCAUGACCAUCUUGAAAGUAUACUUUUGAGACACAGCAGGUCUCUUGUACUGCUAAGUUGUGAUUUCAUGACUGCUUGGAAUUGCAGAAAGUUAUUAGUGUCCAAGAAGAAGCAGGUCUCAAUGUUUGUAGAUGAACUUUUACUGUCAGAACUUGUGCUCUCAUGCUCAUCCAAAAGUGAACAAGCUUGGAGUCAUAGGCGAUGGGUGAUCAAGUCAAUCUCUGCAAACUGUUCAAAUUUCAAAGAGAUUUUGGGGAAAGAAUCUGAGCUGGUGGAAAAAAUAGCCGAGAGAUCAAAGAUGAAUUAUCGUGCAUGGAAUCACCGUUGCUGGCUAAUCUCAUACAUGACUAAAGAACAGGUGCUACUUGAGUUGAAGAAAUCCAGAAUUUGGGCCGCACUGCAUGUUUCUGAUAAUUGCUGCUUUCAUUAUCGCAGACGGUUACUGCAGAAAAUUAUGGAGGACCGAAGUAAUGCGGAAGAAACUGCAUCUUAUGGUCAUAAUGAUGAUAUUGUCCAAGAAGUGAAGGAGAAAAUUAUGGAGGACCGAAGUAAUGCGGAAGAAACUGCAUCUUAUGGUCAUAAUGCUGAUAUUGUCCAAGCAGUGAAGGACGAACUUGAUUGGAAUGAAACAUUGAUAAAGCGUUAUGUUGGAAGAGAGGCUCUAUGGCUUCAUCGUCGCUUUCUUUCCAUGUGCUGGAUAAAUAAUUUUCUAACUGAUUCUAGUGAUGGAUCCUACCAUUCCAAGGAGGGAACUGGCAUGUAUCGUGACCUUGGCACCUUUCUGCAGAAUGAAUUAUGUCUCCUUCAUGCCUCAACUUUUGCUGAUGACGAUUAUGGGGAUUUCCAAGCACAAGCCACACAUUCUGUUAGUUACAUACUGUGGUUGAAAAUGCAAGUGCCCAAACCUCUUGAAAAUGAACUCCUUGAGAAGAUAAGAGAUGUAGAUUUGAAGACCUUACUGGAUAAGUCAUGUCCUGAGAGAUCUUCUCUAUUCAAAUACUUUUUGAGCUAGAGCUAUGUGAAGAGUAUUCUCAUAUCUCAAGUCAAGGAGCGGGAGUUUUGGUAAAAUAUUUACAGCUCUAAUAGAAGAAAAAUGACACCCAUGUAUUGUUUAUUAUUUGAUAUCUUGUAUUUAAGUUUUCCUUGCAAGUUUUUGGGCAACACCCAAAAUAAGUUUACAAAUAUAGAUUCAGGAUUUCCGACGAGUGAUUUGUGCAAAUAAUAAUAUUGUGUAAGUUGUAACACAAAAUAGGUACAAUAGUAAAAGAAGACAAAAAAAUAUAAAACAAUAGCCAAUGUUAUGUGCGAAAAGCACAAAGAAAUGUAAUCAACCGAUACAUUAUUGAA
Messenger RNA from Medicago truncatula (barrel medic), 1931 nucleotides. RefSeq lists its product as uncharacterized. Gene Ontology annotation, cellular component: protein farnesyltransferase complex; CAAX-protein geranylgeranyltransferase complex; cytoplasm. The record is from RefSeq and is a predicted model, not a curated record. Lineage: Eukaryota; Viridiplantae; Streptophyta; Magnoliopsida; Fabales; Fabaceae. Bases 199 to 1596 code for a protein of 465 amino acids. The transcript is spliced from 12 exons. Gene Ontology annotation, biological process: protein farnesylation; protein geranylgeranylation. Gene Ontology annotation, molecular function: protein farnesyltransferase activity; CAAX-protein geranylgeranyltransferase activity.